UCCUCCUGACCUCCACUUUCCUCCCUCUCGCAACUCUCAUCGGGGGCAGCAGGCGAGGAGGCAGGGCAAGGAGGAAGGCGCCGCACCCACCGCCCCUCUCUCCUCCUCUACCUCCCCCCGCUAGCUCGGCGGCCUCGCUGCGAUGGCGGACACCAACCCGGACGCCAUCAAGAGAUACACCCCGCCCGUGCACAGGAAUCGCGCAAACAAUCGGCGGAAGUCUGGAGAUAGGGCCGAUAAGACUAAUUACUCCUACAACAAUGAUGGAGAGAAGAGCCAUGUUCCUUCAUUAAAGAACCUUCCCCCAAUUGUUCACCACGAAACAUUCUUCAGCAAUGUUCAGAAUGACUACAAUCAAACACGAUUAGUGCCUUUGGAGGGAUGUUCUGCCAGUGAGGCUUCACAGCUUCUCAGUGACCGUUGGACUGCUGCAAUGAACUUGUACAAUGAUCAAACAAUUGACUCCUCUGAUAAACCAGUAAUGUAUUCUGGAUCUACUAGCUCGUCAUGGGGUCACCUGAAGCUUCCUCAUCAGAUGAACUUCCUUGAAGAGUUGCGGCGCGCAGUUGACGCUCAUACAGAUAUUGCAUCGCCUGUCGACACCUGGAACUAAUCGAAGUCAGCAUCUGCAUCAUUACGGGUUAUGACUAUUUUACGGAAGGCGGGCUAUCUUGCCAAUUCUAUUUAUUCUGUAUCUCAUGCACGCAUGCUGUGCCAAAAUGCUUUCGUCUAACCUGUAGCUGCUUGGGUUUCUUCUGGAAUCAGCAUUUGUAAGAUUGUACCAGUUUAUAUACUGGCCUUGUGGAUGAAAAGCAGCUUGUUGCAUCAGGUAAAUGACACAUCGGGUACUCACACAAUCGAAGCAGCUUGGUUGUUGUAUUCUAGUUGAAGAAUCGGUGGUUAUCAUAUGUCCAUUUUCUCGA
This is a messenger RNA of Setaria italica (foxtail millet), 923 nucleotides long. RefSeq lists its product as uncharacterized. The coding region runs from base 143 to 613 and encodes 156 amino acids. The transcript is spliced from 6 exons. Lineage: Eukaryota; Viridiplantae; Streptophyta; Magnoliopsida; Poales; Poaceae. The record is from RefSeq and is a predicted model, not a curated record.